AUGGGGAGCCGUGUUUCUCGGGAAGAUUUUGAGUGGGUCGACACGGAUGAACCUCAUGCGCAGAGGAAACGGGAGAUCCUGGCAAAGUAUCCAGAGAUCAAAUCCUUGAUGAAACCUGACCCCAACCUGAUCUGGAUCAUAACUGGGAUGGUUCUCAUCCAGUUGGCUUCGUUGUACUUAGUGAAAGACUUGGACUGGAAAUGGGUCAUAUUUUGGUCUUAUGUCUUUGGCAGUUCCAUUAACCACUCAAUGACUCUGGGGAUCCAUGAGAUUUCUCACAAUUUCCCCUUCGGCCACCACAAGGCACUGUGGAACCGCUGGUUUGGAAUAUUUGCUAACCUCCCUAUUGGGAUUCCGUUUUCCAUCUCCUAUAAGGUGUACCACAUGGACCACCAUCAGUACCUUGGAGCUGACGGCAUCGAUGUGGACGCUCCUUCUCACUUUGAGGGCUGGUUCUUCUGCACUACUUUCAGGAAGAUUCUCUGGGUUGCUUUUCAGCCUAUGUUUAUUUUUUUUCGACCUUAUUUUGUCAACCCCAAACCAUUUACUUAUCUGGAAAAUAUUAAUAAUGUGACCCAGAUCAUUUUCAACAUUAUAAUUUACUAUGUUUGGGGAAUUAAAUCUUUAGUCUACAUGUUGGCAGCAACUAUGCUUGGCCUGGGUUUGAACCCAAUUUCUGGGCAUUUCAUAGCUGACCAUUACAUGUUCUUAAAGGGACAAGACACCAACUCAUAUUAUGGGCCUCUGAACUUUCUCAUGUUCAAUGGGGGCUACCAUAACGAACAUCAUGACUUCCCCAGUAUUCCUGGAAGCCGCCUUCCACAGGUGAGGAAAAUAGCAGCUGAAUACUAUGAUAAACUCCCCCAUCACACCUCCUGGGUGAAAGUACUGUAUGAUUUUGUAAUGGAUGACACACUGAGUCCCUACUCACGGAUAAAGAGACCUCCAAAAGGGAAUGAGGUUCUGGGGUAAAUAUCACCAGAGCCGAAGAGAACCUCUCUGAAGCUUGAUAAUAGCUGAGAAGACAGAAAUAUCUCCCCACCCUAUCUCUCUCACUGGAAAUUUAACAGGUCGUCAUACAUGCCCUGCAAGAGCUCUGCCAAUGAGCUAUCUUCCCAGCCUGAUUUUUUUGCCUGGAUAAACUUGGGAUUAGUGAUGGUCAGAAGCUCUCUGUUACAAUUGAAACUCAGAUUUCCAUGAUAUCAAGAACUCACUCUGGUUUUCAGUCAGCCUGACGGCCACAGUGCUCAGCUCUGCCUAUAGGGCACUUGCUGUUGGGUUAUCAUUCCUGGUGGUGUCUUCACUCUUGUCUGUCACUUCGUAAACACACAUGAAAUGCCUGCUUCACUACAUGAUUUUUACCGUUAAAUUUUACUUUAAUAAAAA
This is a messenger RNA of Mesocricetus auratus (golden hamster), 1386 nucleotides long. Its product is annotated as sphingolipid delta(4)-desaturase DES1-like. Gene Ontology annotation, molecular function: sphingolipid delta-4 desaturase activity. Gene Ontology annotation, cellular component: membrane. Gene Ontology annotation, biological process: ceramide biosynthetic process. The record is from RefSeq and is a predicted model, not a curated record. Bases 1 to 972 code for a protein of 323 amino acids. Lineage: Eukaryota; Metazoa; Chordata; Mammalia; Rodentia; Cricetidae. The transcript has 3 exons.